AUGAGGAAGCGGACGGAGCCGGUCGCCUUGGAGCAGGAGCGCCUCGUCGCCCUGGGCUCGCCUUCCUCCGGCGUGACCGCCCCGGUGCUGGACGCCGACUGCCGCCUGAAGCGCAACUUGCGUUUGGCGGGCAAGGCUCCGGCUGAGCCGCGCUGCGCCGCCGACGCGGGCAUGAAGCGGGCGCUGAGCAGGCGAAAGGGCAUGUGGUUCCAACUGAGGAAGAUACUUCUAUGUAUUUUGGGAUUAUAUAUUGCCAUUCCAUUCCUCAUCAGACUAUGUCCUGGGAUACAGGCCAAAUUGAUUUUCUUAAAUUUUGUGAGAGUUCCCUAUUUCAUUGACUUGAAAAAACCACAGGAUCAAGGUUUGAAUCACACCUGUAAUUACUACCUCCAGCCAGAAGAAGACGUGACCAUUGGAGUCUGGCACACUGUCCCCACUGUCUGGUGGAAGACCGCCCAGGGGAAGGACCAGAUGUGGUACGAGGAUGCCUUGGCUUCUAGUCACCCUGUCAUCUUGUACCUGCACGGGAAUGCAGGCACCCGAGGAGGUGACCACCGAGUGGAGCUUUACAAGGUGCUGAGUUCCCUUGGUUACCACGUGGUCACCUUUGACUACAGAGGUUGGGGUGACUCAAUAGGCACACCGUCAGAGUCGGGCAUGACCUAUGACGCACUCCAUGUAUUUGACUGGAUCAAAGCAAGAAGUGGAGACAACCCUGUGUAUAUUUGGGGCCACUCCCUAGGCACUGGAGUGGCAACGAAUCUGGUGCGGCGCCUCUGUGAGCGAGAGACGCCUCCAGAUGCCCUUAUAUUGGAAUCUCCAUUCACUAAUAUCCGCGAAGAAGCCAAGAGCCAUCCGUUCUCAGUGGUAUAUCGAUUCUUCCCUGGGUUUGACUGGUUCUUCCUCGAUCCCAUUACAAACAGUGGAAUUAAAUUUGCAAAUGAUGAAAACGUGAAGCACAUCUCCUGCUCUCUGCUCAUCCUGCACGCCGAGGACGACCCGGUCGUGCCCUUCCAUCUUGGCAGGAAGCUCUACAACAUCGCUGCCCUAUCGCGAAGCUUCCGGGACUUCAAAGUUCAGUUUAUGCCCUUUCACUCAGACCUCGGCUACAGGCACAAGUACAUCUACAAGAGCCCUGAGCUUCCUCGGAUACUGAGGGAAUUCCUCGGGAAGUCGGAACCUGAGCUCCAGCACUGA
This is a messenger RNA of Pipistrellus nathusii (Nathusius's pipistrelle), 1197 nucleotides long. The record is from the annotation of a GenBank genome assembly. Lineage: Eukaryota; Metazoa; Chordata; Mammalia; Chiroptera; Vespertilionidae.